Messenger RNA from Haemonchus placei, 427 nucleotides. Lineage: Eukaryota; Metazoa; Nematoda; Chromadorea; Rhabditida; Trichostrongylidae. The record is from the annotation of a GenBank genome assembly.
ACCAACACCUGCGCAACAAAAUUUACUAUCGCAGCACUUUUCUGCCCAAAAUCUCUUAAACCAGCAGGCGUUGCUUCAACAUCAACAACUGCUUGCAGCGCAAAAGUUUCAAGAGCUGGCUCAAGCCCAACGCAAUCUUGUUCAGCAGCAGCAAAAUGCUGCUCAGGUAACUGCGCAGCAAGCUUUACCUGCUGGAAUAACGCCCGCCUAUCUACAACAAGCGCUUGGUCAAGUUCAGGGGUUGCUGCCGGGAGCAUCGGCAUCAGUUCCUGCCUUCGGUGCUACGGCUCCAGUUACCAGGUUGGCUAUGUGUUGCUUCAUUCGCGUUGUUCUUGUGCUCAUUUAUUUCGUGCCCCAUUUUCUAUUGCUCAGUAAUAGUGUAAUGUGUUUUCCAUCUUGUCAACACAGAGCCCUCACUUUUGCUUGA